This is a messenger RNA of Polypterus senegalus (gray bichir), 3299 nucleotides long. RefSeq names its product zinc finger protein 2-like. The transcript has 5 exons. NCBI's taxonomy places the organism in Eukaryota, Metazoa, Chordata, Cladistia, Polypteriformes, Polypteridae. The coding region runs from base 208 to 2883 and encodes 891 amino acids. The record is from RefSeq and is a predicted model, not a curated record.
UUUAAUAUUGAAACAGCCACAGCGGACGGCCUUGGCUGAUAUAUAAAGCGCGUGUCUGCAGUUUCUGCAACAAAGCGGAGCAGAAGAAGAGAAAAGAGGGAAAAAGAGAAACAGAGUCGAGGAAAAAUGUUGGCGAGCAACGGGAAUAUCGAACAGGAUUAAAAGAGCCUCCUUCCCAGCUCUCAUAGCCAUGCAGUGAGUUGUCUAAUGGCCUCCAGGCCAGAGGCUGUCCAUGUGAGAAGGGAAUUUUUAGAAGAGAAGAGCAGACACUUGAGGGGGAGAGGGAAGAGUUUCACACAGAGCAUGGGCACAGCCAAAGAGUUUGACAUGGAUGAAAAACUGGCACGUGUUAAACAAGACAACACAGAGUGGAGCACACCAGAUGCUUUGUGUGUGAAGACAGAGGAUUGUCAGCGGGGCAUUUCCAUUUUUAAGGAAGAGGAGUUUGAGGGGGAAAUUAUUCAGGUUAAAGUCGAGGACUCAGAAGAUCUGUCAGUUAGUCCUGAACUGCAAAAGCAGGAUGCGGAGAAUAUCUUCAAGCAAGACAUUUGUGGAGAAUCUCAUUCCGGUUUACAGCCCCCAUUCACUCCUACGGGACAACUGAAAGCCCAGCAGAAGUCCAGGGAAAUGAAAUCGGAGUUUGUUGAAUUUGAAGAGAAAACCACUGAAGGAAACGUGAAGGAAGCAGAAGCGGAGACGUCAUCUGUGAGUGUGGGAAAUCUCCCUGAGAAUGGCGGCCUCUCCCCAUCUUUGUUUGCUGAGACGUCUCCUCAGCUCAGACUGCAAAACAAACCGGACAAGGAGAAGAGGAAGCAAUCAACAAGAGGAUCAAAGAAUUUGAUAGCAUCCCGUUUCCACUACAGCGAUCUUCCUGCAACAGGAACCCUCGAUGCUGACCAACAAGAACAAGUGAAUAACAAAGUUCAAGGGGCUUUGUACAUUGACGGAGAGUGUGGACAAACUUAUAAUAAAGAUCAGAAGUCGAUUCAAACAAGACCAAAGCCAUAUUGCUGUUCAGAGUGUGGGAAACAAUUCUACGUCAGUGGCACAUUUCAGAGGCACAAAAGAAUUCACACUGGAGAGAAACCCCAUUGCUGCUCUGAAUGUGGCAAACGAUUCUAUGACAGCUACAGGCUCAAAAGACAUAAAAGAAUCCACACUGGAGAAAAGCCGUAUGGCUGUGCUGAAUGUGGAAAAAGAUUCAUUGACAAUGGCACUCUGAAAAUCCACACCAGAAUUCACACUGGAGAAAAGCCUUAUUGCUGUUCUGAAUGUGGCAAACAAUUCAGCCGAAGUUGCCAUCUUCAGUCUCACACAAGAAUUCAUACUGGGGAGAAGCCAUAUUGUUGUUCUGAAUGUGGAAAACGAUUCAUCGACAAUAGUGCUCUUCAUCAUCACUUACAAAUUCAUACUGGGGAGAGGGUAUAUUGCUGCUCUGAAUGUGACAAACGAUUUUCCAGCAGUAGCAAUCUUCAGCGUCACAUUAGAAUUCAUACGGGGCUGAAAACGCGCAUUAAACAAGAGGACUGUGAGUGGGGUGCACCAGAGAGUCCGUGUGUGAAGCUGGAGGAUUUUAGAGGACAAGUGUCAGAUUUUAAAGAGCGCAAGGAGGAGACGCGCGAAAUUAAAGUUGAGGAUUCAAAGGAUUUCCCGGUUACUCUUGGUGUGCAAAUGCCAAAAACUGAGAAUAUUUUCAAGCAAGAUGUUGGUGAAUUGUGUCAUUCCAGUUUGCAGCCCUGUUUCACUAAUGCGGAACAACUGCCUAUCCGGCAAAAAUCUAUGGAAAUGAAAUCUGAGUUAUCUGAGGUUGAAGUGAAAACAACUGAGGGAUACGGGACAGACGCAGAGAAGCAGCCAUCAUCUACGAAUAUUAGAAUAAAUUCACACGAAAAUGGCAGAAUUUCUCCAGCAUCGUCUGGUGAGACUUCUCUUCAGUGCAGACUGCAGCACAAACAGGACAAGAAGACAAAGAAAUCAACAAAUGGAUCCCACAAUUCAACAGCAGCCUCUUUGCAAUGUAGUUCUCUUCCUAAUGUCAAAAGAAGGACAGAAGCCAUCAAAACCAACAAACAAGUGCAUAAACAAGUCAGAACUCACAUUGAAGAGAAACCACACUGUUGUGCAGAAUGUGGUAAGAGAUUCUCACAAAUAAGCUAUCUUCAGAGGCACACAAGAAUCCACACUGGAGAAAAACCGUAUUGCUGUCCAGAAUGUGGCAAACGAUUCUCACACAAUAGUAGUCUUCAGGAACACGCAGUACUUCACACUGGAGAAAAACCCCAUUGCUGUCUAAAGUGUUGUAAACGAUUCUCACAAUUAAGCCAUCUUCAAACACACACAAGAAUCCACACUGGAGAAAAGCCUUAUUGCUGUCCGGAAUGUGGCAAACGAUUUUGUGACAGCAGUGCUCUUCAGAAGCACGUGCGAAUUCAUACUGGAGAGAAGCCAUAUUGCUGUUCUGAUUGUGGCAAACGAUUCUCACAAGUAAUACAUCUACACAGCCACACAAGAAUCCACACUGGAGAGAAACCUCACUGCUGUCUAGAAUGUGGAAAACGCUUCUUACUACCUAGCCGUCUUCACGUUCACACAAGAAUCCACACUGGAGAGAAACCCUAUUGCUGUUCUGAAUGUGGGAAACGAUUCUCUGACAGUAGAGGUUUUCGGAACCACAUACGCAUCCACACCGGAGAGAAGCCAUAUUGUUGUUCUGAAUGUGGCAAACAAUUUUUCACCAGCAAUAGUCUUCGCCAGCACGUACAAAUUCACACUGGAGAAAAGCCAUAUUGCUGCUCUGAAUGUGGCAAAAGAUAUUCAAGUAAUUCCAGUUUUCGUAAGCAUGCGAAAAUGCACACUGGCGGAAAACUUUUAUUGUUGUUCUAAAUGGGAUAUACUGUAGGAUUGCCAUUUUUUCCAUAUACACUUAAGAAUUCACACUCAAGUGAAACAAAGCCCUGAGGUGUAAGUGAGGGGGAAGAAGGAGGGAGUCAAAAAGUCACCCACCUAACUACUCAAGUCCUUCACAUGGUGGAUUACAUUCUAUAGGAUCACUACCAAAUCAUGUCACUGUGAAUCUAUUUUCUUGGGAUUAAAGGACCAAAAAGUAAUAAUAUCUCAUUACUGGCCACAUGUCUUCCAGGAUUAAAAAGAGAGCCCACUGCCUUCCUCAGCACUAUCAUAAGUGAUGGUGGUAGUGACUGUACAAGAACUACUGAUAAAGAGAAAAAGAACUCCUAUGUUUUUUGUUUUGAUUUUUAUUUAACCUUAUACAAUUUCUUGUAUUAGGAAUUUGUUAGUUU